AUGGGCUUCCUCUGCGCACCCCUGUCCACCACCCGCGGGUUCAUCUACACCCUCAACAAUAGAAUCGACGGUCAGUCUAUCAGGAGGGAAGGAGCCAUCCAGUUAGGACAGCCCUGUUCCGGGAUCCCGCUCCCACCGUCUACCGACCCAUCACGGAAACGAGGACUUGGUCUUGGGCGGCGUUGGUUGGACAAGGACGAAGGGAACCAGGAGGAACAACAACAACAGCAGCAUCCAGAGCUUCAGAACAACAACAACUACAACUACAACAACAACCUGAAGAAGCGGAGGUCCGAGCCAGUGUGUUUGCCACCCUCACAUCAAACUCCGGGCGGUGGAGGGUUGGGAGGGUCGAACGGCGAUUCAAAGGAGUCGCCCGUAUUUCCGCAUUGGGCCUAUGUACUGAUCGCUGCAUUGAUUGUGGUCGGAGCCGGACUGGUGUUUGUCUUGACCAGGCGACAAAGGCGCCGGAGGGAUGGUUCCAAGCAGCUCCAAUACCAGCAGCAGCAGCACAAAGGACGGCGAUCUCGGCAGCAGUGUGAGGACGAGCACGGCAACCCACCGAUGAAGACAAGGGAGAGGGAGCGGACUAUGAGUAGUGACAGAACCGCUACCACCAGUAACGGUAACGCCACUACCACCGCCGCCGCUCAGAAGACGUCGUCGUCGGUUCUUGGACGGUGGUUCAAGAGCAACAAUAGCAAUAUCAAUAUUGACACUGACAGGAUUGACCUCGACAAGAAGGAAGGGAGAAAGAUAACCGCCGCUGCUGCCGUUAACGAUAACAAUUACAACACAGGUGCAUCAGGAUCCGAAUCUGUUACCGACAAUGGAUCAGUUUAUUCUUCCAACUCCACUUUUACGGUGGAGGAACCACCGAUGGCUGCUGCUGGAGUUGUUGGUGUUCCUUCUGUUUCGCUCAAAGUCUCGCAAGAUGGUAUCGAUGGCACCAGUGUUUUGGGUCUCUACCACAUUGACAUCCACGGCAGUGGGUCUCGGGGUUCAUUAGCACAUGACAACAACAGCAACAACAGCAUUCAUUCGAGUGACGCUGGUCCUCCUCCUACUGCUAUCAACAGCGGUAGAGAUGAGAUGAAGAGCCCAUCGUCCUCGAUCCAUUCCGGUCCACCUCGACCUGCUGUCAUCCUUCCAAGGAUCAUCACAACCUCCUUUCCCGAGACCAGCGUCGUCGCACCAACUCCCACAGCAACCGCAGAAACCGGCUCGCAAUCCAACUACUCCCCUUGGGCAUCCACACCCACGAAUAUGAUGCCUUCUCCAUCUUCGUUGACUUCGGCCAGUGGAGCGACUCCGACGCCGACAUCCUUGGCCCCUGCACCUCCAUCCGACUUCUCGGUCCCGUCAUCCCCAUCCUCUGCUUCUCAUUCUUCGACAUCCUCUCCAUCCUCUCCUUCUGCCUUCGCGGCCGGCGUUGUAGGUGUUUCAGGUGCCGGUAGUCAGUCGCCUGCUGGAAGCGGACAUCAUCGACACUCUGCACGUCUCACAGGAGGAGGACGAUCCAACAGCCACCACCAACACCAUCAAUUUGGUCGCUUCCAAGAAGGUGAAAAUCUCCUGCAUACCCAACAGCAACAACAGCAACAGCACUUGUCGACGGGCGGUAGCAGCAGUAACAAGAGUCGGAAGAGUAAACACUCAUCGACGUCGACAUCGACGUCUACGGGAACAUCUUUGAUCCCACCACCGUCACCGAUUUCGCCAAUUUCGCCGAUAUCUCCAAUCUCGCCUGCUUCUGCCAAUGGCGGCACGGUUGGCACGUCUCGCCUGUCCAGUCGAUGGUAA
Molecule: messenger RNA, 1803 nt
Organism: Linnemannia hyalina
Lineage: Eukaryota; Fungi; Mortierellomycota; Mortierellomycetes; Mortierellales; Mortierellaceae
Source: the annotation of a GenBank genome assembly